GCGCCUCCCAGUGGUUGUGUCCGGAAGUUGUCCUGGAAACUUCCUGUAUCGGUGUUGGGUGGGACAGCGGAAGCGGCGGCUCGCAGCGCUGACAUAUUCAUUUUUGCCUGCCAGAUUUGGGACGUAUUGUACCAAGAUGCCGGCUUACCACUCGAGCCUGAUGGAUGCGGACACCAAAAUGGUGGGAAACAUGGCAUUGCUGCCCCUCAAAACACAGUUUAAGGGUCCUGCUGCGAAAGAAACCAAAGACACCGAUAUUAUUGAUGAGGCCAUCUACUACUUCAAAGCCAAUGUUUUCUUCAAGAACUAUGAAAUUAAGAACGAGGCUGAUCGAACUUUGAUCUACACCACACUUUACAUCUCCGAAUGCCUCAAGAAGCUCCAGAAGUGCAGUUCGAGGGGUCAAGGAGAGAAGGAGAUGUACACGCUGGGAAUUACCAACUUUCCCAUCCCAGGAGAACCUGGCUUUCCUCUGAAUGCCAUGUACGCUAAACCCUCGAACAAACAGGAGGAAGAAACGAUGAGGGCUUACCUGCAACAAAUCAGACAGGAGACAGGACUGAGAUUGUGUGACCGUGUGUUCGACCCUCAGACAGACAAACCAAGCAAGUGGUGGGUGUGUUUUGUGAAGAAACAGUUCAUGAACAAAAGUCUGUCUGCACCUGGCCAGUAAGAAACCACUCAGGAUCUCUGGUUCUGCGUGGGACGUGGAUGGGGUUUUUUCUUUUAUUUUCUGUCUUUUUUUUUCUUUAAUGUGUAUGUGAGUGUGUUUACUCUAAGAUUUUUUUACUGGUGAUAUCAAGUAUAUUUGACUUCUGGCCUGUCAUUCGAAGCAGAAGCCAAUCAAAUAAAAAUCUAUUAAAGAGAAACAAGACAACGGCA
Messenger RNA from Puntigrus tetrazona (Sumatra barb), 882 nucleotides. RefSeq names its product actin related protein 2/3 complex, subunit 3 (gene arpc3). The coding region runs from base 137 to 673 and encodes 178 amino acids. NCBI's taxonomy places the organism in Eukaryota, Metazoa, Chordata, Actinopteri, Cypriniformes, Cyprinidae. Gene Ontology annotation, molecular function: actin filament binding. Gene Ontology annotation, biological process: regulation of actin filament polymerization; Arp2/3 complex-mediated actin nucleation. Gene Ontology annotation, cellular component: cytoskeleton; Arp2/3 protein complex. The transcript has 7 exons. The record is from RefSeq and is a predicted model, not a curated record.